This is a messenger RNA of Drepanopeziza brunnea f. sp. 'multigermtubi' MB_m1, 2796 nucleotides long. RefSeq lists its product as uncharacterized. The record is from RefSeq and is a predicted model, not a curated record. Lineage: Eukaryota; Fungi; Ascomycota; Leotiomycetes; Helotiales; Drepanopezizaceae.
AUGAGCACCCAAAUAAUUGAUAGCCCCACGGCGGCAUCAAUAACAGCAUCAGACCCUGGAUCCGUAACGAGCAUCUUCACCGGGGUCUUGAAGUUGACUACCCCAGCUCUCGGAUCGGAGCCCUGCCCUGUCCCAACGGAUACAGUAGCUGAUGCCCUGAGCAAGAAUAGUGCCGCUGCCAUGGGCUUAGGAAGCUACUUCAAGGCAAAGAAGCCUGAGCCUAGGGCUCCGGUGCCAAUGACCGAGAAGAUAGCAGCAAACACAUCUCCCCACGGCAGCAGUCUGGACAUAGAGCUUCAACCCCCACAAUCGAGAUUCGGCUCAUCAAGAACCUCGAUAUCAAAUCGCUCCACACAUAGCUCCACUUUCUUGGACGACAUCAAGCAUGAGGUAAUGGUCAACUACCUGUACCAACAACAAUGCUCGCAUCUCUGGGUCAGCGAUGGGAGUGGCGAGAUUGAAGGUGUGCUUCUCCGAAAGUCCAAAAACACAUAUAUGGCUUGCCCGCCACAGUUGGGCAACUCUGCUUUCGCUGCUGCAUGUUCAGCGCUCAAUGUUCAAUGCGCCAUGACCGUCAACUCGAGAGUCAUCAAGACGUUCCUUCAAUGGUCCCCGGAUGCUGUAGACGUCCCCUUACUUAAUGGUCUCCGCAUCCAACUUCUCCCCACAUUCGAGGAUCUCCCCAGAGCGAGAAAGCAUCAGUUUGCUGCCUUUGUGGCUUCAGAAGCCCUAUUGGUUGUUUGGGACGAUGAGGCGUUACAUUUGGUGCAGCGUGCCAAGGCCAUCGAGUCGGAGCUGAUGGAACUCGUGUGGAGAACUGGCGACCCCGACGAAGACGAAAAGAAGGAUUCAAACGCCGGAGUAUACGAGAUAGACGAGGAGAGUGGGGAAAUCAUUCCCGAGAAGCGUCCGUUGCACCUGCAGAACACGGUCCUUGUCGCCAUGACCUUGGUCCUCAUCAUGGUCUUCUUGGGAGCCGGUGCCAGACAACUUGCCAUCCAGACCACGGUUGACGGGAGCUACACCCGCCUCGCCCUCUUGCUUUUGACUCCAGUCCAGAUCUUCUUCACCCUCUUCUUUUCUCAAGUCAUCAUGGGUUGUUUGGCACAGUUGUUCGGUCCCAUCCGACAAAUGCACACCAACUCCAAGUUCUACUCUGCGCGUGCUCCUCCAAGACUCCAGUCUGCAACCCUGCCUCACAUUACCAUUCAGUGCCCGGUGUACAAAGAGGGAUUGAGCUCUGUCAUCGCACCAACUGUGAAGUCCAUCAAGCAGGCCAUCUCCACCUACGAGCUCCAAGGUGGCUCGGCCAACAUGUUCAUCAACGAUGACGGCCUUCAAAUUUUGAAUGAGGAGGAGCGACGAGCCAGAAUCGAUUUCUAUGCUGAUCACAGCAUUGGAUGGACUGCCAGACCAAAGCACGGUGAUGAUAACUUUGUCAGAAAAGGAAAAUUCAAGAAAGCUUCGAACAUGAACUUUGGCUUGAACAUUUCAUGCAUGGUCGAGCAGAAGCUCGCUGCUAUUAACCGACCCGUUGACUGGACUCAGGCCGAUGAGGCUACCUCUUACGAGAAAGCCCUAAAUGAAGCGCUCGAGGAAAAUGGACGCGCUUGGGCCGAUGGAAACAUUCGGAUUGGAGAUUAUAUCUUGCUGAUUGACUCUGAUACUCGUGUGCCUGCCGAUUGCCUCUUAGACGCUUGCUCCGAGAUGGAACAAUCCCCAGAAGUUGGUAUCAUGCAAUUCUCUUCCGGUGUCAUGCAAGUCGUCAACACCUACUUCGAAAACGGUAUCACUUUCUUCACCAACCUCAUCUACACCGCCAUCCGAUACACCGUCUCCAACGGUGACGUUGCGCCUUUCGUCGGCCACAACGCUAUUCUCCGCUGGGCCGCUAUUCAACAGGUCUCUUACGAAGAUGAGGAUGGCUAUGAAAAGUUCUGGUCCGAAUCCCACGUGUCCGAGGAUUUCGACAUGUCUCUCCGUCUUCAAUGCAAUGGCUACACUAUUCGACUGGCCGCUUGGGCAGGCGAAGGUUUCAAAGAGGGUGUGUCCCUGACCGUGUACGACGAGUUGGCACGGUGGGAAAAAUAUGCCUACGGCUGUAACGAGCUGCUGUUCCAUCCGAUCUUCCAGUGGUUCUACAAGGGACCCUUCACUCCCCUUUUCCGUCGCUUCUUGUUUUCUAACAUUCGAUUUACGUCCAAGAUCACUAUUAUUUCCUACAUUGGAACAUACUACGCUAUUGGGGCCGCAUGGAUCAUGACUACAGCCAACUACUUUGCCAUCGGAUGGUUCAACGGAUACCUCGACAAGUACUACGUCGAUUCGUGGAAGGUUUGGUUUUCCAUCAUCAUCGUAUUCAACGGUCUCGGCAACCUCGCUCUUGCAGUCAUGCGGUACCGUAUUGGCGAGCGCAGUCUCCUCUACUCGCUCUUUGAGAACCUGAAGUGGACAUUCAUGCUAGCAAUCUUCUUGGGUGGUCUCUCCCUUCACGUAUCGCAAGCUCUCCUCUCCCAUAUGUUUAAGAUCGACAUGACAUGGGGCGCGACAUCCAAAGAAGCCGAGUUUUCCAACUUCUUCAUCGAAGUGCCCAAGGUGCUGAAGAAGUUCUGGGGAUCCAUGGCUUUCUCCAUUGUUGGUAUUGCCGGCAUGAUCGUUCUCGCCAAGGCCCCGUUCGUGCCGUAUGACUGGAAAAUCACCGACUUCGUCGCUAUCUUACCGAUGGCGACGAUCGCAGCUAGUCAUCUCCUACUGCCGCUGGCCCUGAACCCGGCGCUGAUGACAUUCUCGUGGUAA